This is a messenger RNA of Hypomesus transpacificus, 1761 nucleotides long. It is a transcript of the gene igbp1, whose product is annotated as immunoglobulin (CD79A) binding protein 1. The record is from RefSeq and is a predicted model, not a curated record. Gene Ontology annotation, molecular function: protein phosphatase 2A binding. Gene Ontology annotation, biological process: regulation of dephosphorylation; regulation of signal transduction. Bases 40 to 1083 code for a protein of 347 amino acids. The transcript is spliced from 6 exons. Lineage: Eukaryota; Metazoa; Chordata; Actinopteri; Osmeriformes; Osmeridae. Gene Ontology annotation, cellular component: cytosol.
AGCCGAUAGGUCUUCAUCAAGGAAAACAUUGCUGCAAAGAUGGCAGCCGCCGAAAUCACUGGUGUGUCAGAUGAACCCCUUAAAUUAUCAGAAUUAUUAGAUCACGGGUGGAAAUUAUUUGAGGAAGUCGAUUGUACCAAUGAACCCAUUGCAGCGACCCACAUACAAGUUAAAAUAAAGCGCGGAAUAACGCAACUUGAAGAGGCGUCGCGAAUGGUUGCCCAGCUCGAUUUGUUCAGUCGCAAUGAAGAGUUGGAGGAGAUGGCAACUGCUGAUUUGAAGUACUUGCUGUUACCUGCGUUUCUAGGAGCGCUUACUAUGAAGCAAGUGAACUUGGCCAAACGACUGGAGCAAGUUCAGAUUGCCAGGGUGUACUUCUUAGACUUUUUGAGAAGGUGUAAGGAGUAUGACCUCUCAAAAUUUGAACUACCCAAGGCAAGCGAAGACUUGCCAGGCACAUUGGAAGAUUCAGAACACGGGCCCGCCACCUCCCCCAAACCGCCAGACCUAGUUGCAAUGGCAACUCAGAGACAAGCAAAGAUCGAAAGAUACAAGCAGAAGAAGGACACAGAAGCAAAGCUAUCGGAGAUCAAGGCAGCUGUUGACAGUGGAACGGCAGACGAUGAGAUUGUAAGAGACUUCUACCUUCUCAAUGUCAGGAAAUGGAUUUCUAUAUCUCUGGAGGAAAUCGAGAGUAUUGACCAAGAAAUGGAGAUUCUGAAAAGGAUGGAUUUUCUGAAACAGACUUCAACAGAGCCCUCACAAACCAAACACAGGCCACCCAUGAAACCUUUCAUCCUCACCAAAGAUGCUGCACAAGCCCGAGUGUUUGGGGCGGGUUACCCCAGCCUCCCCACCAUGACGGUGGAUGACUGGUACGAGCAGCACAGAAAGAAGGGGGCUCUUCCUGACCAAGGCAUCCCCCGCAGCACUGCCGACUUCGAUGCCGAGGAGCGGGCCAGAGAAGAGAAGGAAAUGCUGGUGGAGAAUGAUGAUGAAGAGGCUUUGCAGAAGGCCAAGGACUGGGACAACUGGAAGGACACGCAUCGCAGAGGCUACGGGAACCGCAAGAACAUGGGCUGACACGCCGGCCUCGUCCCAGCCACAGUGCCAUGCCCGGCCCACAGUAGUCCCCACAUCUCUGUUAGCCCAAUAUUAAAGGAACGUUGACACAACAGCUGUGUGUGAAAGGAUGGCCUUAAAGGGUUGGUUUCCACAACACGAGACGAGGACAGGUUUAUCACUAUCUGUCUUUUGGUUAUGAGUCUGCAAACCCUGGAUUUCUUCCAGUGUAGUAGUAUCAGUGGUACAUCUUUAUUUAUUUGUGUCCGUUGGUAUGAUCUCACCUGCAUUGGAAGCAAGAUUUAACCCAAAGACCAUGAGUCAUUGGUUUAGCUGGGUCUAAUAUGAAGUGCAUCGGUAAUUUAAUUCUGUCAUUUUUUCUGAAAGUCAAAAUUCAAGACCUAUGUUGACUGUUGUCAUGGAAUGGCGUUGACUGUGUGUAAGCAAAUGGAAAAUCACUUUGGAAUUCAUUUAAUCAAAAGGAUGACUUAAAGAUGAGCUGGUUUGGAAUAUGAUGACAGUUACAUGAUAUCCCAUUUGUAAAACAAAGCCACAUUUCAAAAUGUGCGUUCCUAUUGGUGUAGAUGUUCUUUGGGUUACAGAGUAGUGAUUCAUUUGUUAGUAUGAUGCAUUUCAUACUAUGUAUUUUUUUUAUGUAUUUGACUUUUCAACAUGUAUUAAAGAAACACGUUUCCCAUU